Messenger RNA from Exophiala xenobiotica, 1452 nucleotides. RefSeq lists its product as uncharacterized. The record is from RefSeq and is a predicted model, not a curated record. The transcript is spliced from 2 exons. NCBI's taxonomy places the organism in Eukaryota, Fungi, Ascomycota, Eurotiomycetes, Chaetothyriales, Herpotrichiellaceae. Bases 1 to 1452 code for a protein of 483 amino acids.
AUGAGUGACGACAGCGAUAACGGGGACCUGCAUGGCUUUGACAUCCAUCCCAUUUGGCGCUAUGAAGCCUUUCGAGAGGCAAAUUUCAGACACAACCUUGCCGGUUCUGACCUUGACAUGGCACGACACAACUUGGCUCCACAGCUGUACGAACGUAUGGAGCCAGCGUUGAGACUUGCAACCUUAUUUCUCAUCAUGGCAAAUGGUGAUUUGGCACGAAUCAUGUACGGUUCGCUGGAAACACAAAAUAAUGAAGCAGGCCAGCCAGAGCAAAGGCUCAAAGACUGGAGAGGCACUCCUGCGAAGCUCAAAGCUUUCGAGCGAGAGCUGGUGCAGAUUUCCAAACAAUAUCGAUUCACCUGGCUGCCUUACCUUGCAGCAAACCUUCAAGAAGACUGCCCCUACGAAAAAACAGAUACCGCAAUUACAGAGGUCAUGAUGUGUCCACUACACCAACGUCCGUUGAAGAAAUACUAUGUGCAGUCAGCGCUCGGCACCCACUGGAGAGAGUUUCUCGAAAGGUGGGACUGGGACACUAUGGACCAGGCUGAGAAGGAUAGUCGGCUUCUGCUGUUGGCCGUCACGCUGAUCCACGAGCUCGCUCACGCUGUUUGGUGCCACCGCCUGACCUCUUUCUAUGAGUACAAUCAGAGGUAUCCUGGUAAGCUCGACUUCGACCCGACAGAGCCAAAGAUGGGUAUGAGGUCAUGGGCGGAAUGUGGCUAUGUCGUUGAGGAGAUGACGCUCGGAGGCUUUCUCUCUUUCUCGAACGUUGUGCCUUCAACUACGAUCCCGCCCUAUCCCGUUCCCCCAGUUAACAAAGUCCUCUUCACCACGAUCAAUCCUCAAACAGGAGCAUGGAGGAUCAAUGAGAAAGCACGGAAGAACAAGCGAAGACGAGCCAUCAACAGCAUCACCCGUACAAUGACAACUUCCAUCGAACUUGGUGAUAUCCGCACUCCACCUCCGGUCGUCGCGCCGCCACGGCCCAGAACUCAAGGAAAGAAACUUCCGCUGGCGUGGCGCGGUCCGGACGGUAGAUUCGUCAUGCCAAGCGAGGAGCGCAGCCAGGAAGACAUGCCAAUCAAAGUGGCCAAGCCGAUCAGCCAUGUUCAGACUCAGAACCGGGACGUCCAAGACAUCAACCAGAAGUUGUCGACGCCUCACGACCGCUCUGGCUGCAUCUCGGGAUCCUCUCCAGGGCCAGCGCCACUCGUGGAGACGCAGUAUGCGACAUGUGCCCAUGCUCGACCGGUCAUCCUGCAGCCUGCACCAAAGAGAAAAGAGAGCGUGGCCAGACUGUCUGGUGUUGCCCAAGGACAAGCCUCUUUCGGAUCAUCUCCACGAGUGAAGAGUCAGAAGGUGCAGCUUGAAGAAGCCUCCAUCCCAGGCAGGGUAGAGGAUGAUGUCGGACAUUACACCCAGCCUCAAGUGCCGAAGGGGUGGGCGUGA